CUCUAUAUUUAGCCUGUGGAGUUAAAUUACAAACUCUUCAAGUGCGGCAAGCCACUGCGUUCUGCCUUUUCAGGCGAACCCGAGUAAAGUGAACGCUACCCGCUCCCUCUGCCUUCGCAGUUUCCUCACCAUGGACCCUCGGAAAGAAUCAAGGGAAGAAUCUCGGCUGUACCAAACCACGCUGCUGCAGGACGGACUGAAAAAUUUACUGGAUGAAAACAAAUUUGUGGAUUGUUCCCUGAAGGUGGGAAAUAAAUUAUUUCCCUGCCACCGACUAAUCCUGGCAGCUUGCAGCCCUUACUUCCGUGAGUAUUUCUUUUCAGAUGUAAGUGAGGAAAAGAAACGUGAGGUGGUUUUGGAAGAUGUCGAUGAAAGUGUCGUGGAUAUGAUCUUGAAGUAUCUGUAUUCCUCUGAGAUAGAACUGACCGAUGAGAACGUGCAAAAUAUUUUUGCUGCGUCCAGCCGCUUUCAGAUCCCCUCUGUUUUCACACUCUGUGUCACCUAUCUUCAAGAAAAGUUAUCUACUAGCAACUGUUUGGCGAUAUUCAGGCUAGGACUCCUUCUGGACUGUCCCCGGCUUGCUGUUGCUGCCCGUGAAUAUGCGUCCGCUCGUUUUGAACAAAUCUGUAAUGAUGAAGAUUUUAUGCAACUGGCUUCUCAUGAGCUUAUCAGCAUCAUUGCGAAUGACGCUUUAAACGUGGUGAAAGAAGAAACUGUAUUUGAAGCUGUAGUAAGAUGGGUCCGGAAGGACAAAGAGACCAGGGUCAAAAGUUUAGGAGAAAUCUUUGAUUGCAUUCGUUUUCGUCUCAUGACUGAGAAAUAUAUCAAAGACCAGGUCGAAAAAAAUGACAUUAUUAAGUCUAAUCCAGAUCUAUUGAAGAAGGUGCAGGUGAUUAAAGAUGCUUUUGGAGGAAAACUUCCCAAGCCUGAGGCAGGUAGUAACAAGAGCGCAAAGAAAGGAGAAGGCGGUGAAGAUCUAGCUAACGGCGAUGUAGGAGACGAAGAUCUGCUCCCUGGUUUUCUGAAUGACAUUCCCAGGCAUGGCAUGUUCGUCAAGGAAAUGAUCAUGUUAAUUAAUGACACAGUGGCGGUGGCAUAUGAUCCAAACCUAAAUCAAUGCUUUCUGGUUGCAGUGGGUGAUCAGAUCCCCAAAAACCAUGUUAGUUUGGUUACAAAGGGAAACCAAAUUUUUGUUGUCGGUGGGUUGUACGUGGAUGAAGAAGUUAAAGAACAGCCCUACCACUGCUAUUUCUAUCAGUUUGACAGUAUCGCUAGUGAAUGGAAUGGCUUGCCACCGCUGCCUUCAGCUAGAUGCCUCUUCGGUCUGGGAGAAACAGAAAACUUUCUUUAUGUGAUUGGUGGCAAGGAUCUUCCAAACGAGCAGUCAUUGGAUUCAGUAUUUUGCUACGAUAUGAACAAACUAAAAUGGAAUGAAUCCAAAGCAUUCCCGUUUAAGAUUUAUGGCCACUCUGUGGUUUCACAUAAUGGAUUAAUCUAUGUUAUUGGCGGGAAGACUGAUGACGCCAAAUGCAUCAACAAAUUGUUUGUCUACAAUCCCAAAAAAUCUGAGUGGAGGGAACUGCGAGCUAUGAAGACAGCACGUGCCAUGUUUGGAGCUGCUCUCCAUCAAAACAGAAUCUGGGUUGUUGGAGGAGUCACUGAUGACGGCCUGGCAGCUGCAGUUGAAGCAUAUGACAUAAUGAAUAAUAAAUGGGAAGUAAUGCCUGAAUUCCCACAAGAGAGAAGCUCCAUAAACGUCAUCAAUAUGGCUGGAUCACUUUACGCCAUUGGAGGUUUUGCUAUGAUUCAGUUAGAAAACAAAGAAUUUGCUCCCUCAGAAUUUGCUGAUGUGUGGAAAUAUGAAGAUGACAAAAAGGAAUGGAGUGGUCUGGUGAAGGAAAUUAAUUAUGCAACAGGAGCCACAUGUCUUGCUGUAACCCUCAACAUGUUCAGGCUUACCAAAUUGUAAUUAGUUCUAGCGUAAUUAAUAUUGCUGCUAAACAAAAGACAAAUAUAACUGGUAUGUGGUACCAACUGGAAUUAUUACUAUUAAAUGAGUCAGUCAGAGUUCAUUAUAAUGAGUUUAUACAAUACUGCUUUGUACUCGGUGGUCAAGAUGAUAUCAGAUAUACACUGAAGAGGUACAGAACAUAUGCAUGCUGUAGAAGCUGAAAGCACAUAAAAUGCUAAGAUUUUUUGCAAUGCAAUACAAUGAGCUGAGUAAUUAACUAUUAGUAUUAACUUAAAAAUAGAAAAUUCAACCCAUUCUCUCAUUUUGCUUAUUAGUUUCAUCAGCCUUGACAUUGCUUAAAAUAUAAAAUUCAGAGAUUCAAAAGGUUUCUCUUAAAAAAAAAUUACUACAUUUUCUCCUAUUAUUUGAGAAUUCCCUUGAUUAAAGUCUAUGUUCUUUAAAAAAAUAAUUACCCUCCAGUACAUUAUUCUAACACUUUACAGAAAUUUCACAUGAGAUAUUUCAUAUUCAGUAUGGUAAACCUCUAAUCUUGGUGCUUUGCACUAAUGUAGGAUACAUUCCUUAAAUAUUAUCCUUACUUGUGGUACUUUUUUAAAAUACUGGUUUUGAAUUUCUAAUUUUUUGACAGUUGAAUUGGGAUUUAGAAAUAGUAAAAAUUAACAACACAAGAACAAAUCUGCUUUAUUACAAUAUUCAAUACAUUUCCACAGCUGAUCUUUCAAUAACCAUUUUUGUUAAAAUUUAGUUCAUGACUUCAAGAUUCUUUUGUAAAUAUCUUUUGUUUGAGAUAUUCUACCCAUGCAUCCUUUGUGGAUAAUUCCAUGGAAUUCCAUUGAAAAUGGGGGAUCUAUAAAGAGAUUCAAAAAAGGCAAAAUUUGUGAGGUUGCACUGCAAGAAAUAAAAGUACAAACUACAGCAAUAUUUAAAAAAAAAGGAUCAUUUGAAAUUGAGAAGUUAGAGGACAACUUUGUUUUUAUCAUUUAUUGGUGAAGCUUUGUUUCAGAUUUUAAAUAAAAAGCAAUACAUUUCAAAACAAAAA
Molecule: messenger RNA, 3011 nt
Organism: Stegostoma tigrinum
Lineage: Eukaryota; Metazoa; Chordata; Chondrichthyes; Orectolobiformes; Stegostomatidae
Gene: klhl41a
Product: kelch-like family member 41a
Exons: 6
Coding region: 131-1969 (612 amino acids)
Molecular function (GO): protein binding
Source: RefSeq, a predicted model, not a curated record